AUGGCUCAACGCGAUCCCCAUCCCCGUCCCGCUCAUCUCGACCUUUCGCUCGAACGCCAGAGGCCUGUCGUGGGAGACCCUCCAUAUUCUGAGACUCUCAACGCUUCAUCUGAUGUCUCUAGGGGCCGUCCACCCUACCGCGAUUCCCACCACGCUGCAACCUCGACCUCGCCCUCACCAGGACGCACCAGAUCGCAGACCCUUCCUGUCGUAACCCCGACUUUCUAUCCCGCCAAGCCCAUCAAGCGCAAGCCUCUAUCUUCUACCGCCUCCCAAAUAGCUGCCAGUUACGCCUCUGGUUCUAGUUCACCAUCCGUCCUGUCACCCGGGGACUUGCCCAUGCCUGACACGCGCUUCUCGAGGUCCUAUUCCGUCGACAGUCCUACUCUCUACGAGUAUCCCGACAAGUACUCCGACAACGUCCGACCUCUGUUCGCACCGCCUGCUGCUCACCAGAAGCUUGACAUCCUCAGUCCCCCACCUACCGACGCGGCAGACGACGCGGCUCACUCUGUCUCACGAAACAUCCCAAGCACCACCCUUGCAGCUGCUCAAACAAAACCUUCAGACGGCCUGUCAGAACCUGCCUACCUGACCGCAGACGUCACCUCAACCUUCUCCCCGAAGUUGCCGAAAGCGACUCCUCAGCCGAUCAUUGAAGAGGAGGAGGACACGGACGAAGAUUCCGAGUCAACUUACAGUCACAACACUAAUGAGAACUCUAUCAUGUCCAUACCCGCUACCAAACCUACUCCUCCUCAUCUGAACUUAUCGCAGAACCGAAAGGAUUCAUCGCAAACAGUCACUACUGUAUUAGAAGCUCCGCUGUCCCUGACUCCUACAACGUCAACGACGCCGACACCGUCGCUCAACAAGCCUCUACCCAAGUCACCGGGUUCUUCCAAGCUUGCCAAUUUCUUUGGCUGGGGAGGAUCACCGUCUCCUUCGACGACAGAGUUCUCGUCGCUCUCAUCACCUUUCGCAUCCCCACGACGUGCCACGCUGACAGAUGACACUCCACUCACCACCGGAGUACCGUCUCUGCUGCCAGAACCAACAAAAAGGAAUGCCACACCAAUCAACGCUCUUGGCUACUGCGAAUCACACCUGCACACCCCACCGUCUUCCUCCCUAGCCCCAUCGAUACAAAUCGAGGAGAUGGAGGACGAGCUGAAGGCCAUCAGCGCCGAGCUGGCCUCGUCCAUUCGACGAGAAAUGGACCUCGAAGACUUGGUCGACAGACUGCAGUCCGAGAUUAACAAUCCCCAAGCUCCUGGCAAGAGAACCAGUGAUUACUUUUCCGACUCGGGCUACAGCUCCGCCAAGUUCAGCGAGUAUGAUCAGAACAAGGAGGAAAUCGAGAAGAUCCAGCGGCGCGCCGAGCAAGACAAAGCCUCCAUGCGCCUUGAGCUGACGACUAAGUUGCAAGAAGAACGAACGAGGAGAGGCGAGUUGGACCAGCAAAUCAAGGAACUUGCCGAGAAAGCGUCACAAGUCGACAUUGCACAGAUCAAUAGCGAAGACACGAACAACCGUCUCAAGGACCUGGAACACACAUGCGAGGACCUGCGACGCAGACUCGGCGAAGAGAUCCAGGUCAAGUCUAACUUCGAAGACCUUCUCUCCGUCUUGAAGGUCGAACUCCAGAGCGCCACUAAUGAGCGUGACAACCUCCGCGAUGAGAUUGUGCCUCAACUCAAGGCGAAGCUCGAGGGCCUCGAAGCUGAGGCAUCCGAAUACGCCAACCUGACCUACGAAUCCUCCAAGAUGCAACAAGAACUGGAGGCCUUGAAGCAGGAAAAUAAAACGCUCAAGGCUUCUGGCCAACCCCCCCAAGCAGACACGCGUUCCCGAAGUUCCACCAUGCGUUCCGCACCUCGAUUGUCGAGGUCCAGUUCCGUUACCGCUGCUUCCCCCUUCGUCUUGCAGAAAGCCCCCAUGGGUCUCACGCGGUCGAACACUGUUAAGUCUGGUGUGACGGAGUCCCGUGAGCAGCUCUCUGAACGUCUCAAGGACGUCGAGGCUCAACGAGACGCGCUUCAUAACGCCCUGAAGAGUCUCCUCGACAGACAAGAGUUCCAGAACCGAGAGAACGACAAGAAAAUCAAGGGUUUGGAAGUGGAACGAGACCGUCUCAUGGCCUCAUCUCCCCGAAACGCUGGGUUCGAGAAGGACAUCUCCAAUCUUCGCGUCGAGAUUAACGUCCUUCGUCGUCGAGCUGAGGAGGCAUCGGAACAGAAGUGGCAAGUCGAAAAGGGUCUCGCUGGCCUUAAGAUGGAUCUCGACCGUGCCGAAGAGGAAGUUGCUGCCCUUCGCGGCUUAUUGAAGGAGCAGGACAUUCUCAUCCCGCCGUCGAUGGCCCGGUCAAGCGUCGACCGCCGCUCGGCACUGACUGUGCCUGUCACAUCCGAUUCCCUGGAAGCGGCGUUCAAGGACCUGCAGCUUGCAUACAAGGAAUCUCUCGACAAGAUUAAGGAACUUGAGGCUCAUGGGCCCAUUCUUGGGCAGGACGAGUCCACGCAACUUGCCAUGCAGCGACUCGAGCAGUCUCUUUCAUCUGCCGUCUUCGAACGUGACGCGGCAAAGGAGGAAGCAUCGGCAUACAAGGAUCAGCUGGAAAGCCUUGCCAGCAGCGAAGUUGCCCAUCUCGAGAGCGAGCGUGCACUUGCAGACGAGCUUCGCAGCUCUGCCCAGCGUGUUGAAGAACUCGCGGCACAAGUCCAGAAGCAGCUCUCCUUGAACACAGACUUGCGCCAGCGUCUGGCUGAGGCGGUCGCUCGCGGAGACGCGGAUCGCAAGGCCAACGCAGACCGCAUCACGCGUCUGCAAAGCCGUCUCAAGAACCUUGAGGAGCAACUGCAGGCUGCUCAAGUUGCGUCUGAGGAACGUGUGAUGCGACAUGAGGAGCAACUUAGGGAGCUCAAGGACGCACAGAACACACAGCUGCGCCGGAUGACCCCGUCCCCUGUCGGAAAUGGACUGCGGUCAUCUCGCAAGUCCGGCCUCAGCCCGAUGCCGUCGCCGCUGUUCCCUCGCUCGCCUCGACUCCCGCCUAAGUCUGUCGAAGAUGAGACCCAAAUUGAGAGGUUGCGCGUCAAGGUCGUGGAACUGGAGACGGCACUGACGAACGCCGAUUCGGAGAUGCAAGAUGUCAUUGCUCGUAUGAGUUCGGCGCAAAUCGAGGUCUUGACCUUGCAGGAAGAGCGCGAGGCCGCGAGGCGCGAAACUCGGCGCAUUCAGCAAGAGCUGGAGAAGGAGAAGAUGAAGUCCUUCGAAGACCGGUUCAAAUCGCUCAGCGGCAACGUCUAA
This is a messenger RNA of Colletotrichum karsti, 3309 nucleotides long. RefSeq lists its product as uncharacterized. The record is from RefSeq and is a predicted model, not a curated record. The coding region runs from base 1 to 3309 and encodes 1102 amino acids. Lineage: Eukaryota; Fungi; Ascomycota; Sordariomycetes; Glomerellales; Glomerellaceae. The transcript is spliced from 2 exons.